AUGACGAUGAUACCCGAAGAAAAAAAAUCAAUUAAAUAUGGAGAACUAGUCAUUUUAGGUUAUAAUGGAUUCCUUCCACCGGGAGACAGGGGUCGAAGAAGAAGUAAAUUUGUUUUGUACAAAAGAUUACAACCUAAUGGAGUUAAGAAAUCUAAACAUUAUGUUGUUAAAACUCCUCAUUCCUCACAGGCUAUAUUGGAUUCAAAACAACAUUCUAUAUCAUUCACACUUUCGAGGAAUCAAGCUAUCAUAGUAGAAUAUAUGCCAGAUGAAGAAACGGAUAUGUUUCAGAUCGGCAGGUCUUCGGAUCCUCCCAUAGAUUUUGUCAUAAUGGAUACGAUUCCGGGUGAAAAACAGGGAGAAGAACGUGUCAAUCAGAGUACGAUAUCCCGAUUCGCGUGUAGGAUAUUGGCGGACAGAUCAAAUCCAAAAAUAUGUAAAAUAUUUGCUGCCGGAUUCGAUUCUUCGAGGAAUAUUUUUUUAGGGGAAAAAGCAACAAAAUGGCAGGAAGGAAGAGAAAUCGAUGGUCUCACUACAAACGGAGUAUUAAUUAUGCAUCCGAUCGGGAACUUUGUCGACGGGGAUUCAAAACCGGGAGUGUGGAGAGAAGUAUCCGUGGGGGGCGGCGUUUUUUCCACGAGAGAAUCAAGGUCGGCACAGCAAAAAGGUUCAGUGAUUGCAAACGAAACGAAUAUUUUACAAGACGGAACGUUGAUUGAUCUUUGCGGAGCAACUCUAUUAUGGCGUUCUGCAGAAGGUUUGGCCAAAUCACCCAAUAGGGAUUAUAUCGAGGCAUUAGUUGAUAAACUCAACGCAGGGAAACCUCUUUGUCCCGUUGGUUUAAACACGUUGGUCAUUCCGAGAAAAGGUACGGCGGAUUCGAGUAAUGAAAUGGAACAACCCUACGUGUAUUUAAAUUGUGGACACGUUCAAGGUCAACAUAGUUGGGGUCAAGACAAGGAUUCGGAUGCCAGGAGAUGUUCACUUUGUUUUAAGGUCGGUCCCGUUGUGAAAGUAACAAUGGGUAUAGAGCCUGCAUUUUAUGUCGGCAUAAAGUCGGGAAAUUUUUAUGCCUUCAGCCCUUGUGGGCACAUGACCACGGAAAAAACUGCAAAGUUUUGGUCGCAAACGGCGAUACCACACGGAACCAACGGUUUCGAUGCAGUUUGUCCUUUUUGUGCUACCCCCCUGACCGGGUAUCCCGGUUACAUUCGUCUUAUUUUUCAAGACAACGUCGACUGA
Molecule: messenger RNA, 1242 nt
Organism: Pediculus humanus corporis (human body louse)
Lineage: Eukaryota; Metazoa; Arthropoda; Insecta; Psocodea; Pediculidae
Product: protein pellino, putative
Exons: 10
Coding region: 1-1242 (413 amino acids)
Biological process (GO): protein polyubiquitination; regulation of Toll signaling pathway
Molecular function (GO): protein binding; ubiquitin protein ligase activity
Source: RefSeq, a predicted model, not a curated record